Messenger RNA from Lachnellula hyalina, 2166 nucleotides. RefSeq lists its product as uncharacterized. Gene Ontology annotation, cellular component: exon-exon junction complex. NCBI's taxonomy places the organism in Eukaryota, Fungi, Ascomycota, Leotiomycetes, Helotiales, Lachnaceae. The transcript has 2 exons. Gene Ontology annotation, molecular function: mRNA binding. Gene Ontology annotation, biological process: mRNA processing. The record is from RefSeq and is a predicted model, not a curated record. The coding region runs from base 1 to 2166 and encodes 721 amino acids.
AUGGUUCAUCGGCACAGGAAGGAUUUGGCUGCGAGCCGGAGACGGGUUGAGGACGAGGGCGACGAAGAGGGAGUCCUGGAUGCGGGAGACUUGGAUGAUGAUUCGUUGAGUGAGGGGUCUAUAAUCACCGGCGAGGAUGAAGCACCUGAGGGAGACGAGAUUGUGAAUGCUGAAACGGCCUCUGCUGGCUCGCCCGAGCUGACCCAAGUCAAUGGAGCUGGAGGCAGACAUGCCAAGGAUGGGAGGGCAGCUUCGACCAACGGAAUCAAAAAGCCGCCUACGACGAAUGGCACCAGCGAUAUGGACUUGAUGCUCAAUGGGCUCCAGCUAUCAGAUCAGAAUGGAAUGGCGGAGGAGGUCAACUACGAGGAUCUAAGGGAGGAUGCUGACAUUCAAGAGAGGGAGCCGUCACUACCGGUUGUAAAGUCUACAGCACAGAUGGACCAACCUCCAGAGUUACCACAUGAACGUAGGAGGAGGGAACAUGAAGAAUACAAGAAAAAACGAGAUGCGGACCCAGCGUUUGUGCCAAAUAGAGGAGCGUUUUUUAUGCAUGAUCAUCGUCAUUCUGGUCCUGCAGCAAACGGAUUCCGGCCCUUUGGCAGAGGCCGAGGACGAGGUAGACCUGGCUUUGGAGGCCCAUAUGCACCUUCAAGUCAAAUGCAGCAACCCUGGGAGCCUACGGAUGCUCCCUGGGCUCAUGAUAUGCAUGAAGUAAUUACUGAGCCGGCACCUCGACACUAUCCUCAACCAAACUACUCAAACGGACCCUCACAUCUACACACACGAGUCCCCAUCAGCGCCUCAUCAGCAGCACCUCCAAAUCGAUCCCUUUCAACAACGAAACAUGUUGGUAAUGUGCAAAUCAGGGUCUUCAUGGAAAACAUGGACAAGCCUAUUGUGUUCCCUGCUAUCCCUUGGAAGCAAUAUACACGGCUGCCAGAUCACCGACCUCCUAUGCGCCGAGACAAGCCGGUUCGAAUCUCGAUUCCAGACCACACGCCUAGAUAUAUCUUUCCUGCGGUUGACAGGUCGUUCAUCUUCAUUCCGCGAGCUAUGCGCCCAAACCAACAAGGCUUUGGUGGACGAGGUAGGGGAGCGAGAUCUGCAUUUGGAUCUAUUGGUGGCUAUUCAAGACGUACUAGUGUUUUUGGUGGCAGUGUAUACGGUAGCCAGUACACUCCUAGUGUUGCUAUGAGCCGACGGUCAUCACUUGCUCGUGAGAUCAACAGGGAGAGUAUUAUUUCUCCAAAUGGCUCUGUCAUGUCCCGGACACAGAUGCAAAUGGACCCGUCAAGACCAGUUGUGAAGCUCCCACCAGCACUGGGUCAACAACAUAUGCCAGUGUCGGAAGGCGAACUUCAAAACGGAAAUGCAAUUGCAUCCCUCAACGACAUGCCUCAACCACAGACAUAUCCUCUUCCUCAAAAGCCUACAUUCCGCGAGAAUCGACCAAAUCCUAUUCCCAUGCACCAACCCCGACCUCAGAAAACGAUAUCUGUUGCUGAUAUCGAUUCCCCUGCAACAUUACAAUUUAACCCUCCACAACAGCAUCAACAACCAUUCCACCAGCAGGUCCCUCUCCAAGUCAACGGAAACAGCUACCCCAACGACACGAUGAUGCACUCUCGAAACCCUUCAUACCCAAGUCAGGCUUCCACUGGUACACCAUUGUCACAAAUACCCGAACGUGCUAUUCAUGCUCAACCUUUCCAACCGAAUCCUUAUCAGCAACAGCAACAGCAAUCGCAAAACUAUUAUCCACAACAACCUUACCAAGUCAUGCCUCCUCCGCAAGGAUACUACUAUCCCCCACAGCAAGGAUACAAUCCAGGAAUGGCCCCCUCGGGUGGUGCACCUCCGUUUGUUCCGGCACAACAACCGCAACAACAGCAAGCAUUCUCUCAGCCACCACCGCCACAGGCUGAUGUUGCUUCUCAAGCACCACAGAAUCUGGUGGCGCAGGAGGUUAAUGGAAUGGUGUACUAUUACGAUGCUACUCAGAUUCCAGCUGUAGCGACGUUCCCCGCGUAUCAACCACCUCCCCAAUCCUUCCCGAUGCAGCAAGUUGGCGGAGUUGUAGGAAUCGGUGGCAUGAUGACUCCCAGCCCCGACGGAUUUUAUUACCCGCAGCAACCUCAAGGAGUCGUCUACUACCCUCAGUAG